UCUUCAACGAACUAAGAGAAACAGAGAGGCUGUGAUACACAAGAGCAUCACCAUAUACCCAAUGGCUUCCCGACAAGUGCUGCUCUUGGCUACCGCGGCCAUCGCCGCCACCUUCCUCCUGGCACCGGCCUCCGCCGAGGUCUUCAUGGUCGGGGACACCCCUGGCUGGACCCUCAAAUACCCUGCCACCUGGACUGACGGCAAAACCUUCGUCGUCGGCGACAGCCUAAUGUUCAUGUACCCCGCCGACAAGCACAACGUGAUGGAGGUUGGCGGCGCGGACUUCAGAGCGUGCAACGUGACGGGGAACACAAUCGGCACCUGGAACUCCGGUAGCGACACGGUCACACUCGACAAGGCGGGGCGGAGGUGGUUCAUCUGCAGCGUGGGCCCCCACUGCAGUAUGGGUAUGAAGCUCCUCGUCACCGUUGUUGACGCCACCGCUCAGGCCCCGGCUUCCCCGCCGUCGUCUUCGGCCUCUUUCCUUAGCGGAGCGGUUUCACAGGUGAUGGCGGCAGUGGGCGCGGUGGCUGCAACAGUGCUCAUGAUGUGA
Molecule: messenger RNA, 553 nt
Organism: Lolium perenne
Lineage: Eukaryota; Viridiplantae; Streptophyta; Magnoliopsida; Poales; Poaceae
Product: mavicyanin-like
Cellular component (GO): plasma membrane
Molecular function (GO): electron transfer activity
Source: RefSeq, a predicted model, not a curated record